Molecule: messenger RNA, 5001 nt
Organism: Gorilla gorilla gorilla (western lowland gorilla)
Lineage: Eukaryota; Metazoa; Chordata; Mammalia; Primates; Hominidae
Gene: ZNF502
Product: zinc finger protein 502
Exons: 3
Coding region: 1989-3623 (544 amino acids)
Biological process (GO): regulation of transcription by RNA polymerase II
Cellular component (GO): nucleus
Molecular function (GO): DNA-binding transcription factor activity, RNA polymerase II-specific; sequence-specific DNA binding
Source: RefSeq, a predicted model, not a curated record
GGGACCCAGGGAGGGGAGAAGAGAGGCCCCCGGCGAGCCACUGCUGGGGCGGCGGGCUGGAGGGUUAUCUGGGAAGUCAGCCCCGGCCUCGGCCCUCCCCAAGUUGCUGCCCACGCGUGCUGCCCGGACCUAGGGCACUCCUAGCGGCUCGGCCCGCCCAGCCUGUAGCCUCAGCACUGCAGACUCCAAGGCCCAGCACAGUGCCUGGCACAGAGGAGAUGCCUAGGAAAAUGGCGGAGUGAAUGAAUGAAUGAGUGAAUGAAUGAUGGAUAGAUGAUCAAGACAGACCUAGGACCCAUGUCAGGAAACGAGGUCCUGGGGAUCAGAUACCAGUUUCUUCCCCCGACUGAUCCUGUAGCUCCGAAACUUGUUUAGAGCGUGUUUUUAUAGGAGACGGCAAAUAGCGUAAAGUGCACUCGUUGGGAGUCUUGAGACCUGAGUUACAAUUCUGGAGGGUACAGAAAUCUCUAAAGUACUGUCUAGAAGUCUGUGCCUUGGUUCUUCACAAAGCUCAGUUGACAGCUUGUAUGUGAUAGCAUGUAUGCAAACCUUAAUGCCUCCCAAUGAAGGGUUACUAUCCAUUAUAUGCCAAACAUUACCCCGAAUUUAGUGGCUAGGCUACAAAAGAGUAACAUCGGAGACUGCCACAUGUAAAGAUGCUUCCAGUCUUGUGUAGGACGAUAAGGGCAUAAGCAGAUUUUGGUGGUAAUAUUUUAAACUACAUUUAUUUAGCACUUACUGUAUACCAGGCACUAUUUGAAGCAUUUGUGCGAAUUGAUUUAAUCUUCACAACAGCGUAUUGCGUGUACAGUUUUGUUUUUUGGUUUUUUUUUUUUUUUUGAGACGGGAUUUCACUCUUGUUGCCCAGGCUGGAGUGCAACGGGGUGAUCUGGGCUCACCACAACCUCUGUCUCCCGGGUUCAAGCGAUUCUCCUGCCUCAGCCUCCCGAGUAGCUGGGAUUACAGGCAUGCGCCACCACACCUGGUUAAUUUUGUAUUUUUAGUAGAAACGGGGUUUCACAGUGUUGGUCAGGCUGGUCGCGAACUCCCAACCUCAAGUGAUCCGCCCACCUUGGCCUCCCAAAGUUCUGGGAUUAUAGGCGUGAAACACCGCGCCAGGCCUAUGUGUAGUUUUUAAGUGAGGGAACUGAGGUACAGAGAGAAUAGAAAACUUGUCCCAGAUCACAUUGCUAAGUGACCCAAGGCUGCAUAAGAGAUAAAGUGUACUGCCACAGCUUGGGUGAGUGCACUGUUUGGUGCCAAAAUGCAGACCAAGAAGGGCUUCAGAGAGUACAUUUCAAUGUGGUCUCGUUGGAGGGAUUGUUAAAAAUUCUUGAAAAACUUCAUCUAGCUUGCCUAGAUUCCUUUAGCUAAUUAUUGAGGGGUAAGGAGGUGGCAUCUGGGGAAAAGCUUACAAGGUAGAGGGAGGAAGCCAGCUCUCUAACAGGUUAGCAGGAUAGGGCUAUUAAGAGCCUGUUUCCUUUUUACCUUUCACCAUAAUACUCAGCUUUCCCCAGAUCUGCAGAGGGAUCUUUUUAGCAUCUUAAAAUCACUAACAGCCAGAUUAUUCCACAAUAGGCAUUUGUAGAAGCACCUGUACAUUACUUUCUGGGCAACUUAUAGACCUAGGAGUCAGCAAAUAUGGACCAAAUUUGGUCUGCCACUUUUUUUGGUAAAACUGUUUUAUUAAAACACAGGCAAGCUCAUUCAGUACAUAUUGUCUAUUUCUGUUUUCAGACUACAAAGGCAAAGUUGAAUAGUUGAGACAGAGACUAUAUUUUCCAUUUAACCCAUUAAACCUAAAAAAAAAUUGCUUUCUGGCCUGUUACAGAAAAUGUUUGCUGACCCUUGACAUUGACAAACUGCUGACAGCUCAGAUGAUCCAUGAUUGGAAGGAUGUGGUCAUCACCAAGAUGUCUUUCUUUCUCCGGUUCCCAGUUUUCCAGACCUGAAGUGUUUUCCAAUCAAAGCGAAGAGACGAUCUGUGGAUGUUGAAUAUGCAAGGAGCUGAAGAGAGAGACAUUAGAAGAGAGACUUGUCCAGGCUGGGUAAACAAGAACAAGCCUGCUCCAGAGCAGGAUGUCUGUAAAAUGGACUCAUCAGGGAUAGUAGUAAAGAGGUUCCAAGAGGAUGAAUACCAAGAUUCUACAUUUGAAGAAAAAUAUGCAUGUGAGGGCAUGAAGGAAAACUCUCCUAGGGAGAUUGCUGAAUCAUGCCUUUUCCAGGAAGGAGGUUUUGGGAGAAUAACUUUCAUCCACAAAGAAGCACCCCCUGAAAUUAUUAGUCAAGGAUAUAAUUUUGAGAAAAGCUUGGUUUUGACCUCAAGCCUUGUUACACGUCUCAGGGUUUCUACAGAAGAGAGUCUGCAUCAGUGGGAAACAAGUAAUAUACAAACCAGUGAUAUUUCAGACCAAAGUAAAUGUCCAACUCUCUGCACACAGAAAAAAUCUUGGAAAUGUAAUGAAUGUGGAAAAACCUUUACUCAGAGCUCAUCCCUUACCCAACAUCAGAGAACUCAUACUGGAGAGAGACCCUACGCAUGUGAGGAAUGUGGGAAAGCCUUUAGUCGUAGUUCAUUCCUUGUUCAACAUCAAAGAAUCCACACUGGAGUGAAACCAUAUGGAUGUGAGCAGUGUGGGAAAACAUUUCGAUGUCGAUCAUUUCUUACUCAGCAUCAAAGAAUUCACACUGGAGAGAAACCUUAUAAAUGCAAUGAAUGUGGGAAUUCCUUCCGCAAUCACUCACAUCUCACUGAACACCAGAGAAUUCACACUGGAGAGAAACCUUAUAAAUGUAAUAGGUGUGGGAAGGCAUUCAGUCAGAAUACACACCUUAUUCAUCAUCAGAGAAUUCACACUGGUGAGAAGCCUUACAUAUGCAGUGAAUGUGGCUCUUCUUUUCGAAAACACUCAAAUCUUACACAACAUCAGAGAAUUCACACUGGGGAAAAACCCCAUAAAUGUGAUGAAUGUGGGAAAACUUUCCAAACAAAGGCAAACCUCUCUCAGCAUCAGAGAAUUCAUACUGGAGAGAAACCCUAUAAAUGUAAAGAAUGUGGCAAAGCCUUUUGUCAGAGCCCAUCUCUUAUUAAACACCAGCGAAUUCAUACUGGAGAAAAACCAUAUAAGUGUAAAGAAUGUGGCAAAGCGUUUACUCAGAGCACCCCACUCACUAAACAUCAGAGAAUACAUACAGGGGAGAGACCCUACAAAUGCAGUGAAUGUGGUAAAGCCUUCAUUCAGAGCAUUUGCCUUAUUCGGCACCAGAGAAGUCACACUGGAGAAAAACCCUAUAAAUGCAAUGAAUGUGGAAAGGGCUUUAAUCAGAACACCUGCCUCACUCAGCAUAUGAGAAUUCAUACUGGAGAGAAGCCCUAUAAAUGUAAAGAAUGUGGGAAAGCCUUUGCUCAUAGCUCAUCUCUUACUGAACAUCAUAGAACUCACACUGGUGAGAAGCUCUAUAAAUGUAGUGAGUGUGAGAAAACCUUCCGCAAGUAUGCACACCUUAGUGAACAUUACAGAAUUCACACUGGUGAGAAGCCUUAUGAGUGUAUUGAGUGUGGAAAGUUCUUCAGACAUAGUUCAGUCCUUUUCAGACAUCAGAAACUUCACAGUGGUGACUAAUGCUGCCAUUUAGGUUAUGACAGUUUCUUUAGCGAGGAUGACUAUGAAUCUGACUGGGAGUAGAGGGGCAGGUAGAGUUCCUGGAGGGAAGGAUGAAGGAGCCUUGGCUACUGUACUCUGGGAGGAAUGUUUCCAGAAAUGGAGGUGGGAGCUUAGGGAAUGCAGAGCCUACUUGAGGUGGGCAUCUGGGAAUACAGGGUAGAAAGAAAUUUCUGCUUUUCAGAUAAAGCCUACACAUUGCCACUGUCUCCCCAUGUGACUCUUACAGCUUGAGGAGGCAUUUGUUAGCACUUCUGUUCACUUUACUACAUCCUGCCCCACAUUCUGACUUGUCACCCAUUUUCGUUGGCUGCAGGUUGAGAUGUUUUUCUUAAACACUGCCUGUCAGUGUGAAGUGGCACAGCUCUGAUGUAGUGCUAAGUCUAGCCUCCAGAUUUGAGGCAGCCCUGACCAUGCUACCAUGGGGGAGGCUCCCAACCUGUGGAAGUGGUCCUGUGAAAAGGAGACAGAAACAAGUAAGAGCCAAAAAAAAAAAAAAAAAAAAUCCAUAUCCAUUCAUUAAAAAAAUGAGAUAUAAAGCAACAACUGGGCUGACCUCUAUAGAUCUGCCAGUAAAGAAGGCUUUCUUUCAUUAUCAGGGUGAAGGUCUUUCCUGGUUUUUCCUGAUUCUUCCAAGCUUUGAGGUGACUCAGAGCUAAGAAUGAAAUGGGAGACCAAGUUAGAAUUCAUGAUACUGGUUUAUGGGAGGCAGUCAUACCUGUUCAGAGAACCAGGAAGACUCAAUAUCUAUCUCAGAGGAAAUAUGGUUACCCAGGAAAGAAAUGGUCUGCUAGAGUGAUAAGAGAACAGGAAGCCUGCAUGUGACUGAGCAAGUCACCUACAUAACCCUGCCUGUAGUAAGGUGUACACCUGUCUAUUGUAAGUUUGCCUAGGCUGUUGGUGUACAGAGACCAGAGGAGAGAGACACACUAGGACUAACAGUGUCCUAACAAAAUGAUACUUAGUUUGUUGGUCUUUAGGAGAAAGCAUUAGUGAUGAAAGAAGAAAGAAUUUUCAGUUGGUUGAACAUUGGGGCCGCUUAAGAAAGUGUUGACAUUUGUCGUGGAAUGACUUUGGAAAGACUUCUAAAAGAAUCUUUUUCAAAUCCCUGAAAAUCAGGAUAGCACAUUUUGCUACUGACUGUGACAGUGUUUUAUUCUUUUGAGAGAAAUGACAUAGUUUUCCCUUUAUUUCCCAAAUUCCUUUCAUGUUCUUAACUGCUACCCAGAAAUUGAGCUCCAGAAGAUUGAGGAUAGCCUUUGAUUGGUAUUUAAAAUAAUUUCUAAGCUGUGAAGCUUAUAGCAUUUUUAAAGUAUGGCUAUUAAAAACACUAAGUUGA